AGCCAACUGGUGCGCAGCGGCACACGCCGCCGAGCCGUUUCUCGUGAGCUUCUCAAGAAUUGCUUGAGAACUAGAGGCUCGAGGAAUUCUCGCCGCGCCUCACCAUCCCAUCACUGCCUAUUGCUGUCUUCGAGAGGGCCAGAGGAGAGCCACUCUUAGAAUAUAUAAAUAGCGACGCAUAUUACGAAUCUAUGGACAAAACUGCUAGCAUAUAAUAACUUUGAUGUUGUUUGUAAACUAAAUCUGAGGCGCCCUUGAUGCACUGGGCUAAGGGCUUGCAAUGUUGGUGUUGAAGCGACUGGACAAUUUAAGAUUUGCUGCUUUUAAAACUUUCUUUGCGAGGACUAUGGCUGAUGAAAAUUCGUUGGGUAACCUGAAAUCCAAUCCUCACUAUCAAAAAUAUGCAGAAAAAAUAAAACAACUUCAAAAAUCAUCUCCCGAUGAAUUUCUUGAGCGAAUGGAAGCUCUUAAAAGUAAACCUAAAAAGGUGAAGGAUGCUGUUAAAGGCAGAGAGUUCUCAGCUAUUUCAUCACCAAAGGAAACAUUGGAUAGCACUGGUGCAGUGACCACAUAUAAACAGAAAAAAUUAUCUGAUAUUAUGAAAAUGGAAUUAAUUGAGAACAAAACUGCAGAUGAAGUGAAGCAAAUUUGGGAGGAUUACCACAAAACAAAGGAAGUGAUUGCAGCUGUUAUUCCGGUUGAGCUAUACACAAAAAUAUAUUCCAGGGGCAAGCAGUACCCAGUUUUUCUGUUUCCAUUGCCACGUGGGCAGGGGUAUGAGUUCAUUGUAUCAGAAAUUUCUGAGCAUGAAGUACAUUUCACUCCACUGAUUUCGUAUCAGGCCUAUAAAGAAAAUGCACCAGAAUGUCUUACUCUUGUUCAUUAUGCGGAACUGCAAUCCAAGGGGAUUAUACUAAUGCGCGGAGAUUACAAUAAAGAUAUUUUGGAUGGAAAGGAAUCUCAAUGUUUGGCAAAUCAGCUACAGAUGUAUUAUGGCCAGGACAACGAGAAACGGCUGAAUCUAUUGGAGAGAUUUACUUCAAGACCAGAUGACUUCAGACACAUGGAUCUUAUUGCAGAAUUAGAAUGUCUUAGUCUAUAGAUAUGGAGGAAAACAUAUUAACAGUGCUGUGAUAAUUUCACUUAGAAAUUGUUUUCCUAUUUCUGACAAAUAAAUUAAAGUUUCUACUUGAAAUACACUGGUAAUUGAGAUGCAAUGUAUAUUGUGCUUUCUGAUGGUGCAGUGGAAAUGGCAGGAGGUCUGCUGCAUCACCAUGGCUCAAAUUUAAUGUUACCACUGGUCGUGAAUGUCAGGAUCUCAUGGAAUUAAAUGUCACAUCUUUUUUGCCAACUUCAAAAAGAAAUAAUGCUAUGCGAGUUGAAAACUGGCAGUACAAUAUAGGCCACAAAAUACUUCUUACUAUUUCAUUUAGUGUCACAGUUCUAAUUCUUUAGGUAGGACAAUUUUACUGCUUCCCAAUUAUUGGUGUGAUGAAACUGUUCAGAUCUUCCUGCUUUCACUUUGAUAUGGUGUCCAAUGUAUUGCAUGAAACUGGAUUAGAUUUGUCAUAAAUAAAGUUUCGAGGACACUUUUCACUAAA
Schistocerca gregaria is the source of this 1601-nucleotide messenger RNA. Its product is annotated as ATP synthase mitochondrial F1 complex assembly factor 1-like. The record is from RefSeq and is a predicted model, not a curated record. The transcript is spliced from 7 exons. Bases 281 to 1102 code for a protein of 273 amino acids. Gene Ontology annotation, cellular component: mitochondrion. Gene Ontology annotation, biological process: mitochondrial proton-transporting ATP synthase complex assembly. NCBI's taxonomy places the organism in Eukaryota, Metazoa, Arthropoda, Insecta, Orthoptera, Acrididae.